Messenger RNA from Sitophilus oryzae (rice weevil), 3103 nucleotides. It is a transcript of the gene lqf, whose product is annotated as epsin-2. Gene Ontology annotation, cellular component: plasma membrane; clathrin vesicle coat; endosome. NCBI's taxonomy places the organism in Eukaryota, Metazoa, Arthropoda, Insecta, Coleoptera, Curculionidae. The coding region runs from base 421 to 2061 and encodes 546 amino acids. Gene Ontology annotation, molecular function: phospholipid binding; clathrin binding. The transcript is spliced from 12 exons. The record is from RefSeq and is a predicted model, not a curated record. Gene Ontology annotation, biological process: endocytosis.
UGUCAAAAUUUGAUGUUUUUUAUAAAACAUUAAAGAAGGGUGUUGGAUGUCGUUUACAUAUCGGGCAAAAUAUUAAAGUUUAAUCACGUGAAUUUCUAAAUAACAAUGGUGAAAUUCUAAAACGCGUUUAUCUUUAUCAAUUCAGAUUAUAAAAAGUGAUUACAACAGAGCGCGGCCAUGUUGACUGUGUUUAUUGAAAAUAAAAGUGUAGUGUCAUCAGUGAACUGAGAGAUUUGUUUAGGACUCUGCUUAGGAAUAGAGCAAAAUUAUAGUUCGUUUAUUUCUUGUUUUUGUUUUUUGAACGUGUGCUACAUCAAAAUAUACAUUCGUAUUACCAUUCUCACUUCUUAAAUAUUGUAGCAAUCUUGGAAUAUAUCAUCUAACAUCGAUACAAAACAUCUUCAAAUUGUGGUACUUUAGAUGCGUAGGGGGUCCAGCGACAUGCAGAUGAACGUAGCGGGUAUCCGUCGAAACAUCAAAAAUUUUGCUCACAAUUAUUCGGAUGCUCAGAAAAAGGUCCGAGAGGCUACUUCUAAUGAUCCGUGGGGACCCAGCAGCACCAUAAUGGCUGAAAUAGCUGAUCUUACAUACAAUGUCGUAGCUUUUAGUGAAAUAAUGCAAAUGGUAUGGAAAAGACUAAAUGAUCAUGGAAAGAACUGGAGACAUGUGUACAAAGCUUUGAUGUUAUUAGAAUAUCUUAUUAAAACAGGAUCCGAAAAAGUGGGCCAGCAAUGCAAGGAAAAUAUUUAUGCUAUACAAACUUUAAAAGAUUUCCAACAUUUAGAGGAAGGUAAAGAUCAAGGACAAAAUGUUAGAGAAAAAGCUAAACAACUUGUUAAUCUUCUAAAAGACAAUGAUAAACUAAAAAACGAACGGGCUAGAGCUUUAAAAGCAAAAGAAAGGUUUGCACAGAGUGCUAGUGGAUUUGGUAGCGAUGGAGGUCUUGAUACACCGACAAGCCCCAAAUAUCCAGCCUUUAGGGGAGAUUGGUCCAGUAAGGACUCAACUGAUAUGUCCAGAGAGAUAGAAAUUGCCAGGCCCCAAACUGCUGGCGAGGAAGAACUGCAACUUCAGCUUGCCCUGGCAAUGUCAAAGGAGGAGGCCGAACAAGAGGAACAAAAAAGAAAGUCUGAUGAUGUUAGGUUGCAAUUAGCUUUAAGUCAAAGCCAGCAAGAUUUUAAGAAAUCUCAGGAAAAAAUGCAAAGUCAUAUGGUUGAUUUAUUGGAUGUCAAUUUAGGAGGCGAUCCAACUCCUGUUGAUCCGUGGGGAAUGCCUCAACCACCACGACCUCAGCACUCAGCAUCCGCCUUAGAUCCGUGGCAACCCGCCUCCGCUAACUCCACCCCCAAAUUGGAUCCGUGGGGUUUGGCCGCUGCGUCCAGUUCCCCGCCCACUAAUCUGUCACCCGUCAACACGGGACCUGCCCACGUUGCUAAACACGACCCUUGGUCGCCGACCAGCCAAGGAUCGUCGACUGACUUAGACGAAUUUGACAUUAUAACGAAUAGGAAUCGGGCAACGUCUCCAAAAACAAACGGCAAUAUGACGACGAGCGACCCCUUCGAACUGAACCUUCUAGGGGAGUCGCUAUCCUCGGCGGGGCCCAGCCCUUCGACGGGUGCAACCAAAAAGACACCACAAAGUUUUCUCGGUGAAAACUCUGCCUUAGUCAAUUUAGACAAUUUAGUUACUACAAAUAAACAAAACAACCCGACGCUGGCCGCGAAUCCUUUCUCUGAUCCCACAGUGCCUCCAGUUCCUCGUCCAGUCUUCAACACGCAGCCGCCGAAGCCUUCAAUCAACGAAAUCAAGCAGCAAUCCUUCGCUCAAUUCAGCACAUCGUCGCAGAACACUUUGAGCGGUUUUGGACCUGCUCCGUCGUAUAGCUCGACAACAACAGAUCAAUUCCGAAAUAAUGGAACUUUAGGUAAUCAAGCUCAGGCUGUUAUUCAAGACCCCUGGACACCUAUAACGACUAGUAAUGCACCUAUUAAUGGAAAUGGUAACGUAGGUGCGCCGUGGAUGAAGGCUAAUGAACCAGCUAAUCCAUUCUUAUCUUAACGUCACUGAGUAAUAGCUACUUUGUGUAAUAUUAUUAAAAUGGCUAAAUACCCAGAAUUAGAGACGAUACGCGAAAUUAUGGAAGUCGAAUUAGCUUUUUCCUUCUCAUAUUUUUGUUAGAAAUUAUACACGUUUAAUAAUCAUAUACAAUGGUUUUUGGUAUACGAUUUAGACAGAUUUUUGUGACUAGUUUACAUUGGGCACAUAUUACUGUAACAAUAGUCAAAAAUUUGAAAUUAUUGGGUAUCAAAAAAUUGUUUGAUACAUUGCAAGACAUUAUUAUAAAGUGAAAAAAUGGUAAAUAGCAACUGGACACUGUGAUUUUAGUAUUUAUAGAAAUUUUAAAUUUAUAUAUUUUUUGUAAUUUUAAUCAUACAAUUUAUUGAAAAAAAAAAUUAUGCAGAAUUGCAUAUAUUAUACGUUGUAACUUGAAGGUUAAAAAGAGACAAGACAUUGUAUUUCACAAUUAAAAAUAAUAUUGUAAUUUAAAAAUCUAUUUUUUACUUUUAGUUUAACAAAUUAUAUCCUAUAGAAAAAAUAACUACAAUUUUUAUUUUAAGAAUAUUGUAUCAAAUUUAUUUUGAAACUUUAUCUUAUAACCUUGGUAAAUAUUAUAAUAUAGAUUUCUAAAUCUAUAUAUUUUUUAUUUUACACUUAUAUGUCUGCAUAUACAGCUAAUAAAUUUCUUACAGCACCGCAAUAAUGUUUGCUAAUGCCGUAUAUCUCUAAAAUAUCUAAAUUUAUUGGAUCUGCAAGUGAAAUGUGCCACAUAUAAACAUGUCCUAACGCGACUAAAGAAGAACCGGUUGCUCAUUGAUUUGUUUUAUUUCUUAUUUGAUCGUAUUUUCUAAAACAAAUUAAGAUAGAAUGGAGAAAUAAAGCCUUAACGAACUUGAACAAUUUCCCUGAAUUAUAUGAAAUCAUCCGUCACAGACUAGACUGAGGGUUAAAUUACCUAGAACAGAUUGAAUUCCUUUGUUGUUAUACAGGAUGAAAAUAAAAAAGUGCAAAGACAUUCAGGAGGGUAUUCCUUUUUUAGAAA